This is a messenger RNA of Antechinus flavipes (yellow-footed antechinus), 2117 nucleotides long. RefSeq names its product R-spondin 1 (gene RSPO1). NCBI's taxonomy places the organism in Eukaryota, Metazoa, Chordata, Mammalia, Dasyuromorphia, Dasyuridae. The coding region runs from base 538 to 1326 and encodes 262 amino acids. The transcript has 6 exons. The record is from RefSeq and is a predicted model, not a curated record.
GCUUGCAGAUUGAGCAAUUUGGGAGCGGGAGGAGCUGAGCCUAGCAAAGCGGAGGAGAGGGGGCGCGGGAGGCUGGGCGCACGGGGCUGGCCGGCAGCGCCCCUCGCCCCCUCCCGGCCCCUGCCCGGGCCCCUGUCCCUGCCUUCAGGACUGCAUCAGACGGAACAGGACAGCUGGGGCCCGAGCAUAGCAGGAUUGGGGGGAUCGCGAAACCAGUCGAGGUUUCAGUUUGGUGUGACUGUGUCUUGAUGUUCCAGCAGAAGUCAUAAAGCAGCUGUCCCCGGAUGUGACGGCAUCCCUUUUCCCACCUCUCCCCAAACCUCCGAGGUGGGAAAGGGACUUCUGAAUUCCCUAUGGGGCUGACAGCAGAGCUGGGCCUCCCCUGCCCAUUUCCAUCACCCCCUGAGAUUAUGGUAGCUGUGAGCGAUGGUCCAGACCCGGGACCCACCUCGCUGACCCAGCUCUGCAGCCACUAGCUGGAGCCAGGUGCCCCCAGACCACGCUGCCUUCCAGGGGGCCAGGAGCUGGGGAGUGACUAUGCGGCUUGGACUGUUGGUGGUGGCCCUCAUUCUGAGCUCGAUGCAUCUUGCUGGCAGCAGCCGAGGGUUGAAGGGGAAAAGGCAGAGGCGGAUCAGCACAGAGGGAAGUCAGGCCUGUGCCAAGGGCUGUGAGCUGUGCUCGGAGGUCAAUGGUUGCCUUAAGUGCUCCCCUAAGCUCUUCAUCCUGCUGGAGAGGAACGACAUCCGGCAGGUUGGAAUCUGCCUGCCAUCCUGUCCGCCUGGAUACUAUGAUGCUCGAAACCCUGAUAUGAACAAGUGUAUCAAAUGCAAGAUUGAGAGCUGUGAGGCUUGCUUCAGCCACAAUUUUUGCACAAAGUGUAAGGAGGGUUUAUACCUUCACAAGGGCCGCUGUUACCCAGCCUGUCCUGAAGGUUCUUCAGCGGCCAACAGUACCAUGGAAUGCAGCAGUCCUGCACAAUGUGAAAUGAGUGAGUGGUCCCCAUGGGGGCCGUGCUCCAAGAAGAAGAAGCUCUGUGGUUUCCGGAGGGGUUCAGAAGAACGGACACGACUUGUGCUACAGGCUCCCUCUGGAGACCGUUCUGUCUGUCCCAGCACUAAGGAGACUAGGAGGUGUACAGUGCAAAGGAUUCCAUGUCCUGAUGGGCAGAAGAGACGGAAGAACGGGCAGGGCCGAAGGGAGAACGCCAAUGGGAAUCAGAGCAGGAGAGAAAGCAAGGACGGCCGCCCGGGCUCUCCUCGCAGGCGGAAGGGACCGCAGCCGCCGCAGCCUCGAGGGACAGAGGGCCCCCUCCCUCCCGCUGCUUAGGGCUGACGCCAGCCCUGGGCCUGGACGCUGCUAUGUAUAGGAGAGCUUUACCGGACUGGAUUCUGCUGCGGGGCGUCCUCCUCCCCGUGCACCCACGGGUGCGCCCGGGCAUGGGGACCCAGCUAGACAAGGCAGACAAUCCCACGGGCCUGUAGCGUGUCCAGCCCCGCUGGGAGAGCAGGCGGGCGUGCGUUCAGACCCCGCGGUCUGUGCAGAGAGAGUUCUGCAGGUGCCCGCAGGGAGGCCCGCCGUGCCCGCCUGUGCCCGGGGAGGCUGGGCAGACACGGGAGGGCACGCAGAGAGGCACCCACACAUGCUCCACAUGCCUCGGACUACGUGUGUGCCCACCUACAUACUGGAGCACACGCAGGAGCAGGAACAGGGAGAGCUUCCAGUCCCUGGGCACACGCAGAGGGCGGCCCCUCGGCUCCAGGCAGGAGUGGGGCUGAGAACACUCGCUUGAGAAGGUCCCUCGAAAGCCAUUAAAACUUUUCUUUUUUGAAGAACGUUCCCCAGCGGUGGGUGCUCUGUCAGCCAGGCUGAAGUGUGCGGAGGGCCGUGUUGGCGGAAAAGACAGACAGGGCUGGCUGGGCCUGAGGGCCAGGUGGAAGCCCAGGCUCCUUAGAGGCUGGCCUAGCAAAGGCUCACCUUCUCCCUCUCCUGUCCCAUGUUUCUGGAUGUAAGACUUUCUCUUGGAAGAAUCUAUGUUAAAUGUCCAUGGUAUGAUGUCAGGGGAGACCAGCCCCUGAAAACUGCUUAAAAAUUUAUUUCAAAUUAAAAAAUGAAAACUA